Spodoptera litura is the source of this 3610-nucleotide messenger RNA. It is a transcript of the gene unc-45, whose product is annotated as unc-45 myosin chaperone. The record is from RefSeq and is a predicted model, not a curated record. Gene Ontology annotation, cellular component: cytoplasm. Gene Ontology annotation, molecular function: Hsp90 protein binding. NCBI's taxonomy places the organism in Eukaryota, Metazoa, Arthropoda, Insecta, Lepidoptera, Noctuidae.
AACAUUGUUCUCGAAAUUAUUAAUGUACAAAAGUAAUUUGGACCUAUUAACUUGAUACGAGAACUAAAAUGUUUUAUUAUUGUACAUUAACCAAACAAGUUAUAUUUAAAAGAUUGGUGUUUACAUUAGAUUAUUGUUAGUAAAGAUUCCAAGCUUCAAAAUGUAGCUGUCACGGAUCAAAUACCUGUCUGUGAUUGCUGCCGUCUUUUCAAGCGGUACGAAAAUAAAUAUCUAUUUUAGUUCCUAUAAGCAUGGGUAUUUGAGAGAGAUGAACAUACCAGACUUUACUAGAACAAUCGUUAAAAGUGUAUAAAAGGGUUACGGGAUCAACACACUAAUAUAUCGUUUGAUAAACUUGAAGAUAAAACAAUGGGAGUUCACAGUGAAGAAGCGGAAUCCUAUAAGAAUAAGGGAAACGAAGCCUUUAAACUCGAAAACUAUGAAGAAGCCAUAUCCCUUUACAGUAAGGCUAUCGACCUCGCUGAGAAAGACAGCCGUGAUCUGUCUACUUACCUAAAGAAUCGAGCCGCAGCCUUUUUGAAAAUCAAAAAUUAUGAAAAGGUUAUCAAGGACUGCGAUGAAGCCCUACGAAUUGUAUCGGAAGACCCAAAAGCCUUAUUUCGACGUUCACAAGCCCUGGAAUCUUUGGAACGAUUUGAAGAAGCAUACCGUGAUGCUAAAGCUAUAUUUACCGUAGAUCCUACUAACAAGGCAGUACAACCAGUACUGUCGCGGCUACAUGCUAUAGUACAGGAGCGCGCCAGGCAGAGUGCUCAAACCAGCAACAAAGUGGAACAAAUGUUCAAACUUGCAUUUAACUUGCAGGAAGAUCUUGAAAAACGUGAAAAAGCUAUGUCUAACCUCCUGGUGCUUGCAAAAGAAAAUGCUGGUGCAGAAAUUAUGUUAAAAAAUGGUGUAGUUCACAAAAUACAACAACUACUUAAAGUUGAGAAACAUGCUGAAAUAUACAUUAAUGCAGUGAGAGUCAUUAGCCAACUUUGCAAGAGAGAUGUUGAAAGAACAAAAGCAGUGAUCAAGAUUGUUGGCAUACCCUGGCUGCUGGAAGUCAUAGAUAGUGAAAAUGAAGAAAGGGUCAGUGCAGCUCAGUAUUGCCUGCAGGUUUUACUUAACACAUUUUCUGGAAUGGAUAACAAAAAAGACUCUACACCAGACCCAAAACUCUGUGAAGAAUACAAAAGUGAAAUAGAUACUCUACUUACUUGUUUAACUUACUCAAUAACAAACAGAGUUAUCAGUGGACAGGCAAGGGAUGCCAUUGUUGAGUUAGUUAUGAGAAACUGCCAUUACAGUGCAAUAAACUGGGCUGAAAGAUUUGUUGAAAUCAAAGGACUGCAGCGGCUGCUUGAGGUUUGCAGUGAAUUAGAAGAGUACAAAUAUGAAUCAGCAUUAAACAUUACUCCCUCUUCUAGAACCAUAGCUGCUGCUUGCCUGGCACGAAUCUAUGAGAAUAUGUAUUAUGAUGAAGCCAGAGAAAAGUUCAAUAACCAAGUAGAUGACUUUGUGAAAGAUAAGCUAAUGUCACCGGAUUUGGAGUCAAAAGUAAGAGUUACAGUGGCCAUUACUUCUUUGCUAAGGGGCCCUUUGGAUGUUGGAAAUUAUAUAAUUUCAAAAGAAGGUAUUAUUGAAAUGAUAUUGGUCAUGGCUCAAACUGAAGAUCCUCUUCAACAAAAAGUAGCUUGUGAAUGUUUGGUGGCUGCAGCAUCCAAGAAAGAUAAAGCUAGAACUAUUAUCAACAAGGGUGUAGACAUUUUGAAAAAGCUAUAUCAGAGUAAAGAUGAUGCAGUUAGGGUGAGAGCCUUAGUUGGUCUUUGUAAAGUGGGUAGUUUUGGAGGAGAUGAUGCAUCUGUGCGACCAUUUGCUGAUGGUUCUACUAAAAAGUUAGCUGAAGCUUGCAGGAAGUUCCUUGUUAAUCCAGCUAAAGAAAAUGAUGUCAGGAAAUGGGCUGCAGAAGGGCUUUCUUACUUGACCUUGGAUGCUGAUGUGAAAGAGAAACUGGUUGAAGAUAAAGCUGCCCUGUAUGCCCUUAUAGAACUAGCUAAAAGUGGUGAUCAAUCUUGUCUCUAUGGUGUUGUUACCACAUUGGUCAACUUAUGUAAUGCUUAUGAAAAACAAGAGGUCAUGCCAGAGAUGAUGGAGCUGGCAAAGUUUGCCAAACAUCAUAUACCAGAAACACAUGAAUUGGAUGAUCCAGAUUUUAUUAACAAAAGGAUAACUGUAUUAGCUAAAGCUGGUGUAACAUCCGGUUUGGUUGCCCUGGCUAAAACUGAGAGCCACAAUUCUAGAGAAUUAAUUGCACGAGUUUUUAAUGCCAUCUGUGGCUUACCAGAACUCAGAGGUAUAGUUGUGCAACAGGGUGGUGCAAAAGUGCUAAUUCCAAUGUCACUUGAAGGCACUAACAAUGGAAAAAAACAAGCAUCUCAGGCACUAGCACGCAUUGGAAUAACAAUCAACCCAGAAGUAGCUUAUCCUGGUCAGAGGAAUUUAGAAGUUGUUAGACCUCUUGUAGGCUUACUUCACCCUGACUGCACAGCUUUGGAGAAUUUUGAAGCUUUGAUGGCCUUAUGCAACCUUGCUGGAAUGAGUGAAUCUACGAGGAAUAGGAUAUUGAAAGAAGGUGGUCUUGCUAAAAUUGAACAUUAUCUAUAUGAAGAUCAUGAAAUGCUGCUAAGAGCAGCGACACAGUGUAUUUGUAAUCUAGUACAAUCUGAUGAUGUUAUCAAAACCUAUGAGGGCAAUAAUGACAAAACCAAAUUUUUGUAUCUCCUGUGUCAAGAGGAAGACACAGACACAGUGAUGGCAGCUGCAGGGGCUUUAUGCAUACUGACAUCUGCAAGUAAAAUAUGUUGCAGAAAAUUACUGGAUGUCCAAGUAUGGCCAGAAACACUGAGGUGUCUAUUAGCAAAUCCAAACAAGGAGAUCCAGUACAGAGGAACAUACAUGCUUUACAACAUCAUUUCUGAUGAUAAAGAUGUUGCUGCUAAAGUGUUUGAAACAGACAUUAUGGAGAUAUUAAUGGCUAUCACAAAAUUAGAAGACCCAGAUGUGAAGAGGACAGUUGAAAAUGCUCAGAAAUGUCUAAAUGCUGCUGAGGAGAUGGGAGUUAUUAGAAAACCUGAUGAAACAGUUAUGGUUGAUCCAUUCAAAGAAGCAGAAGCAGAAGGCAUUGAAGAAGAAAAUAUGUAAGAAACAAUUAUCUACUCUAGAUACAUACAUUUAACACUCUAAUUCUUAUGAUGAGAUUAUUAUGUCAAAUAUUUUCAUAUUGACCUUUCAUUUGGGUAUGUGUGCGAAACUUAAUAUCCCAAAUACAUAAUUAAAUAAACUGUUUCUCAAAUUAAAUUUUCGCCAGAAUAUUAUUUAUUAAUAAAAAUAAUUUAAUCUUAUAGUUUAUUAGUUUAUAAUUAGUUAUUAGGGAACUAAGACCACAUGAAGCCAGGCUGGGAUGCUAGUGCUUAAUAAAAUUAAAUUGAAUAGAAAUAUUUGAUGUUAUGCCAUGUUGUAUUUGCUAUCCUUUAUAAUUUAGGUAUUUAUUAAUGACUGUACUUAACUAUAAUUUUUAAUAGUUUCCUUUAUUAUUAUAUAAUGUUAU